Helianthus annuus (common sunflower) is the source of this 655-nucleotide messenger RNA. Its product is annotated as calmodulin-like protein 3. Bases 95 to 556 code for a protein of 153 amino acids. The record is from RefSeq and is a predicted model, not a curated record. Lineage: Eukaryota; Viridiplantae; Streptophyta; Magnoliopsida; Asterales; Asteraceae. Gene Ontology annotation, molecular function: calcium ion binding. The transcript has a single exon.
UCCAAAUCAUUUUCUAACACCACUCCCCUCUCUUUCACAUAUCAUUUAUCUUUGUUAGUCCCUCUCCUCGUGAUCCUUCUUUCAACCUCUCUCAAUGGAUCUCUCUGAGAUCCAUCACUUUUUCCAAAUGUUUGAUCAUGAUGGUGACGGCAAGAUCACCAAACAAGAGCUAACCCACUCUCUUGAACGCCUCGGGUUUGUUAUACCCGAGAAGGAUCUUGAACACAUGAUUGAUCAUAUUGACACAGAUGGUGAUGGGUCGGUGAACUUGGAGGAGUUUGAGAGGUUGUAUGAAGCUAUAAUAACGGAGGAGAGGGACGAAGAAGAGGAUAUGAAAGAGGCAUUCAAUGUCUUUGACAAGAAUGGAGAUGGGUUCAUAACGGUUGAGGAGCUUAGGUCGGUCUUGACUUCACUUGGCUUGGAACAAGGCCGAAGCGUUGAGGAUUUCCGGAUCAUGGUGAAGAAGGUAGAUGCGGAUGGAGACGGGAUGGUCAAUUAUAAUGAAUUUAGGCAGAUGAUGAAAGGUGGUGCCUUUGCAACCAAGGAUACCCCUUGACAUCUAUUGAAUCCUGUUUUUCUAUUACCAUCUUAUUUCAUCACUAUGUAUCUUUAUGGGAAUUCAAAUUAUAUAUAAGAAUCAUAACUUCUCAAGGUU